Molecule: messenger RNA, 3291 nt
Organism: Cylicocyclus nassatus
Lineage: Eukaryota; Metazoa; Nematoda; Chromadorea; Rhabditida; Strongylidae
Source: the annotation of a GenBank genome assembly
CAAACGCACGUGUAGACGUAAUCAGUGACCCGACCCCGGGCUCUACGCACUCAUUGAUUCUCACACUCUAUGUGAGCCCUAUCACCCGGGGGGUGGACCCCGUAUAAAAGGCACCGGCACACUUAGAUCUACUACACGUCAACAUGGCGCAGGCAGCUAAGAACUGGUAUCAGGUUAUCAAAGCUGCCCCCAAGGGACGGUUUCAGGGUAUCAACAGAGAUUACCAGGUAGAAGAUGUUCUCAAAUUGCGAGGAUCAGUCGAAAUCGAGUAUACCCUGGCUACCAGAGGGGCUAACAAGCUAUGGCAACUUCUCCAUACCGAACCCUAUGUGCCCGCACUUGGUGCCCAGACUGGAAAUCAAGCCGUGCAAAUGGUUCGAGCCGGACUAAAAGCUAUCUACUUAUCAGGAUGGCAAGUGGCAGCCGAUGCAAACACGGCUGGUGAUAUGUAUCCGGAUCAAUCAUUGUACCCAGCAAAUUCUGGACCCGAACUUUGUCGGAGAAUCAAUAGAUCAUUGAGAAGGGCAGAUCAGAUCGAAGCAGUCGAAGCAGAAGACUAUCUUGCGCAGAGAGAUUGGUAUGCCCCCAUUGUAGCGGAUGCUGAAGCCGGAUUUGGUGGAGCUUUGAACUGCUUCGAGUUGAUGAAGGCCUACAUCGAAGCUGGAGCUGCCGGUGUUCAUUUUGAAGAUCAACUUGGUUCUGAGAAGAAAUGCGGUCAUAUGGGAGGAAAGGUCCUGAUACCCACAGCUCAACAUAUUCGCCAUUUGAAUGCUGCACGUCUUGCCGCCGACGUGUGCGGAUCUCCUACUAUCAUUGUUGCUAGGACUGAUGCAGAAUCUAGCAGAUUACUCACUAGUGAUGUUGACGAACGCGAUCAUCCAUUUAUCGAUAGGGAAGCAGGACGAACAGUGGAAGGAUUCUAUAGAUUGAAGGACUCCACUGCCCUGCAGUACUGUAUCGAGCGUGCUAUCCACUAUGCUCCCUACUGUGAUCUUAUAUGGAUGGAGACAAGUCAUCCAACAAUCGCCGAUGCUAGGGAAUUCGCCGAAGGCGUGAGAAAGGUCUAUCCCGACAAGAUGUUCGCCUAUAAUUGUUCACCAUCGUUCAACUGGAAGCAACAUCUCAGCCCCACACAAAUGGAGAAAUUCCAAAAGGAACUCGGCGCAUUAGGAUUCAAAUAUCAAUUCAUUACCCUUGCUGGAUUCCAUGCUAACAGCUUCAGUAUGUUUGAUCUUGCUAGGAAAUACAAAGACCAUGGAAUGCAUGCCUAUUCUGAACUACAAGAGCAGGAAUUCGAGGCCGAGAAGCAUGGUUACUCAGCUGUAAAACAUCAACGCGAAGUUGGUACCGGCUAUUUCGAUCACAUCUCCAAUGCUGUUUGCGGUGGAAAGUCCAGUACCACAGCUUUGACAGGUUCGACUGAAGAAGCGCAGUUUAAGACAGUUACCGCAAGCAGUGCUGAUGAGGAGAUUCUUACGCUUACCGCGCCUACCCUACCUGGCGAUGAAAAGAUUUUGACACCGGAUGCCCUUCGUUUCAUCAAGGAGCUCAACAUGAAGUUCGAUGCAAAGCGUUUACAUCUACUGAAAAAGCGAACGAAAGUGCAAAGGGAUAUCAACGAGGGCGCAUGGUUCCCGGACUUCUCCAAAGAUACAAAAGAUAUUAGAAACGACAAGGGUUGGAAAGGUGCCGAGAUUCCGAAGGAUCUUAUGGAUCGCCGCGUAGAGAUCACAGGACCAACAGAAAGAAAAAUGAUCAUUAAUGCUAUGAAUUCUGGUGCUAACGUCUUCAUGGCUGAUUUCGAAGACUCUAACACUCCAUCAUGGAGAAAUCAGCUUGAUGGUCAAAUCAAUCUUUACGAUGCUGUACGAGAUAACAUCUCUUACGUGCACCCAACCACCAAGAAAGAGUAUACUUUGAAUAAGAACACGUCAGUGCUAAAGGUUCGUCCUCGUGGUUGGCAUCUAUUGGAAAAACACGUGCUUAUCCACAACACUCCUACUUCCGGAUCACUCUUUGACUUUGGGCUGUUUGUCUAUCAUAAUGCCAAGGCUCUCGUUGACAAAGGCAGCGGACCAUAUUUCUAUCUGCCAAAACUUCAAAAUGCUGAAGAAGCUCAACUUUGGGCUGAGGUGUUUGAGUACACUGAGCAAAAACUAGGAUUGUCAAAGGGUACCAUCAAGUGCACGGUUCUUAUCGAGCAUUUAUUGGCGAGCUUCCAAAUGAACGAAAUCAUUUAUGCGUUGAAAGACUACAUCGUUGGACUAAAUUGUGGACGUUGGGAUUACAUCUUCUCGUACAUCAAGACUUUCCAAAAUCACCGGAAAUUUUUGCUCCCGGAUCGCUUCCAGAUUGGAAUGACGUCACCAUUUAUGAGGGCAUAUUCUCUCCUAUGCAUUAAGACCUGCCAUCAACGAGGUAUCCAUGCCAUGGGUGGUAUGGCCGCACAGAUUCCAAUCAAGAACGAUGAGGUAGCCAAUGGUAAAGCUCUUGCUCUUGUACGUCAAGACAAAGAACGAGAAGCUACCGAUGGACACGACGGAACCUGGGUUGCACAUCCGGGACUUGUCCCAAUUGCUCGCCAAGUCUUUGACGAUUGCAUGCCAUCAGCAAAUCAGAUCCAGAAACAGCUCGAAGGCGUUAUGGCAACCAAUGCUGAUCUAACAGCUAUUCCCGAGGGAACUCGUACCGAUCAUGGUUUUAGACACAAUAUUAGCGUUACUCUAGGAUACUUGGACUCAUGGCUACGUGGUGUGGGAUGUGUACCGCUCUAUAACCUUAUGGAAGAUGCGGCGACAGCUGAAAUCAGCCGUGCUCAACUAUGGCAAUGGCUUAGACAUGAUGCUCGAUUGGAAGAUGGUCGCACUGUCGAUGCACAACUGGUAAAGCAGACAAUUGCAGCCGAGACGGAAAGACGUCUGAUCCGCGCGGGUUCUGUUGUCAGCAGAUUACCCGAAGCAGCCGAACUCCUCGAAAAAUUCGCCCUAGAAGAAGAAAUGAGCGAUUUCCUCACAUUGGAUGCUUAUGACAAACUCGUUUCUGAAGGCCAUUAACUUAACGAAAUUUUAGCUCUUCACACCCCCCCCCAGUCCCCAGCAAUACACGAACUGACUUCCAAUUUCUACUUCAAUUGCAUGAUCUAUCGAAAUUCUAGCGAGUAGCCAUUUUCAAACCUUUGUUUUUGUACAUAUGGGCUUUUACUUCGUUUUAUCAACAGAUUGUAAAUAGCCAUGACUAAGUUAAAUGUUCUACCUCGUUUUAUCAACAGAUUGUUUUAGAAAAUAAAGUAUU